AUGUUUGUUUCACCCCUAUUUUUGUUUAGUGUCCUGCACCUGACAUUGGGCUUGUCAACGGCAUCGAUUCCAUAUGAGCGGAAACAAGAAGAGUGCGACGUAAAAACUCGUCAUGUGUCAUGGACCGAUCUAACUUCCACUGAGAAAUUGGAAUAUAUUAAAGGUGACCUAUGUUUAAUGUCGACUCCUGCAAAAGCCGGUAUACACGGGGCCAAAACUAGAUGGGAUGAGUUGCAGUACGCUCAUAUUGUCCAAGUGAGCUAUGUUCACUUCGUGGGCGCAUUUCUUCCAUUUCACCGAUACUUUCUAACUGUGCACGAACAUCUUCUGAAAACUGAAUGCAAUUACACUGGUCCAAUUCCAUAUUGGGAUGAAACUUCCGACGUUGGAAAUAUCAAAGAAUCUACUAUUUUCGACGUAGAGACGGGAUUCGGCGGAAACGGUACGGGACUAAGUGGUUGUAUCGCCGACGGACCUUUUGCCAACAUCACUUUACGCUUUAGAGAAGACAAGACUACAAAGGAAUACUGCAUCUCCCGACACCUUAACGAUAGGGCUCUUGAGGGUGCUAAUAAAGAUAAUAUCGACGCAUGUCUUGCGGCAGAAAAGUUUACGGAUGUAUGGAGUUGCCUGGAAGGUCGGCCUCAUGGGGCUGGACAUGGUGGUGUGUCGGGAACCAUGGUGAAUCUCUUCCUAUCACCUGGUGACCCGAUAUUCUAUCUCCAUCAUGGUUUCUUGGACAAGUUAUGGUGGGACUGGCAGUCCUUAAACUUGUCUAUGAGAUUAAAUGAAAUUGGUGGUAAUAAUACGUCGUCUGGUCCAGGUUUCGGUCCCGGGCCAGGAUCCAACUUUACUAGAAACCCUUUUGGCAAUGGUAGUUUUCCUCUACCACCUGGAUUCCCGCCAACCAAUGGUUCAAACCCCUUCCCCUUUCCAGUUCUGAACACAACAAUUGACAGGGCAUUUACUGACUAUUUCAACGACAACGGGAACAUUACUACAUUGAAUCAUACUCUAUGGUCUGCUAAUAUCUUGGAGAAUAUAACAAUUGCGGAUGUUAUGGAUGUUCGUGGUGGGUUCGUAUGCGGCGAUUACCACUAG
This is a messenger RNA of Hypoxylon trugodes, 1101 nucleotides long. RefSeq names its product Di-copper centre-containing protein. The record is from RefSeq and is a predicted model, not a curated record. The transcript has 5 exons. NCBI's taxonomy places the organism in Eukaryota, Fungi, Ascomycota, Sordariomycetes, Xylariales, Hypoxylaceae. Gene Ontology annotation, molecular function: oxidoreductase activity. The coding region runs from base 1 to 1101 and encodes 366 amino acids.